Rhizoctonia solani is the source of this 4938-nucleotide messenger RNA. RefSeq names its product Retrotransposable element Tf2 protein. NCBI's taxonomy places the organism in Eukaryota, Fungi, Basidiomycota, Agaricomycetes, Cantharellales, Ceratobasidiaceae. Gene Ontology annotation, molecular function: nucleic acid binding; zinc ion binding. Gene Ontology annotation, biological process: DNA integration. Bases 1 to 4938 code for a protein of 1645 amino acids. The record is from RefSeq and is a predicted model, not a curated record. The transcript is spliced from 6 exons.
AUGCAACCUAGGCGUGUAUUUGGGACUUUGCCCCAAUUGGAUAACCCUGAACAUGAUCAUGUCAUGGAGCUGACAUCUCCUAUGCAAGGCAUGGAACAGGGACAUCAGGAAGGAGUAGGAAUUACCCCUUCUAAACAGGCUGACCAACCAGAUAUGGAAUCAUUCCAACUUGCCACAGCCAGGAUCCUAGACCCUAGGCAUGAGAAUCCAGGGAAUAACACACCCUUGAAGGACCCUGCCACCAGGGAAAAGGACACCCCUUUGGCACUACCUGGCUACACAGCCCUCACUCCCCCUCACUUGCCCACCAUUACCUCGCGCACUCCCACUUGCUCCUCUUCCCGUGCUUCCUCUCACGCUGGCCGCUCCUACCCGCCAACACAUACCAUGGCAACCCGUUCCCGGCCAGCCUCUCGAACCCGCUCCCCAAUUGAUCAAGGGGAGCUGGGAUCCCAACUUUUGGCAGCCCCCUAUGUUGAAAUAGGGGAAGUCUCCCUCAAGCAAAUUACAAGCCUCCUCCUUGGCCUCCUUGGCCAAGUUGAGCACCUUGAACGGAAAGUGGAAGAAGUCCAAGAAGCAGGGGUCGAGGCCCGCACCAACCUUGAGAACAUCUCUCAAGCCGUUGAUACUGUCAAGGAUGGGCUUAGAAGCCUCCAACUCCAUGGGCCCCGGACCCUGGAAGACACAAAACCCCUGGCUGUGGAAGCAACGCCACGUCCCUUAUCAAAAAUUGACCCUAUUGGAUCGACUAGUUGGGUCUCAUUCUGGCCUGAACCAUCUAAAGGGCUCCCCACCUUUGCCCAACCCACUCCUGUCCAAGCAGUGCCCCUGCAAGUCCCAUCUCCCCCUCCAUCUCUGCGUCUCCAAUCCCCGAUUGGGACAACUGCCCCUCCACCUCCGGCUCCAGUCACCGCCUAUCCUGCACCAGUCAAGGUUGACCACCCCAACGCCUACACAGGCAAAAUAGGGAGCAAAGCAAAGCAGUGGUUGACUUGGAUGUUAGCCUGGACCCGCCUCAACUUGCAAAUGUUCCCCACCAACCAAGAGGUUCUAUCCUUCCUCUUGAUGAACAUGAAGGACACCGCUGGGGCCUGGGCCCACCCUCACCUUGACCAGCUUGGCUCACACCGGGCCAUCAUUCAAACAGUCAAAGGUUUCAAAUUGGAGUUCUUGGCUGCAUUUGUCCGGCACAUGCGCGGACUACAUUACAAAGUUCAGGACCUUGGCAAUGGAACUGGACUGGAACAACGCGGCCCUUUGAGGCCAGUUUGCCCGUGGCCUCCAUUGGGAGAGCUGCAAAAUGCAGCACUUGUCAUCAAUAACGCCCUCCGCAAGGAGCGUGCUAGCCAUCUGCCAAAGGAUAAUAAGUCUAGCAGACCAUCUAACCCCGCAAGGGGGACAAGUACCGGCCAGACAAGCACCGGUUCUAAGGGACUUUCCGACAACCCAAACUUUGUGUUGGAAGAAGAACAAAACCGCCGCUGCGCCGCCGGCGCUUGCAUCAAGUGCGGUAAAAUGGGCCACAAGUUUGCGGAAUGCCGCAUGGGCUGGAAGGCUACCCCUAUUGAGGACAAGGGGAAAGCCAAGGAAACCGCCAAAAUUGGCAAAGACUCCAAGUACCAAUUGGGAAAAGAAAUCUCCCCCCUGUUUACAAUUUUGAUUAAACCAGAGAAGCAAGCGGAAUACUUAGAAGUCCUGAUAGAUUCAGGCGCCACAUUGUCAUUCCUUCACCCCUGUACCGCCAAGGCAUUACGCCUUCCACUCAUAGACCUCCCUUCUCCCCGCACCGUGACUAUGCUUGAUGGGUUGAGCCCCCAGGCUGGCAAAAUUUGGAAGAAGGCUAACCUAACCUUCUCCUUCAAUGGCAAAUGUAUGACCAAGACCUUCUUGAUCUGCAACACAGGGUCCCACGCUGCCAUCUUGGGAUUGAAAUGGUUGGAUGCCCAUAAUCCAGAGAUUGAUUGGAAUCAACGCACCCUCUCCUUUCCCCACGCACCACCGGAACAUGUAGCCAUUGCUGAGGAGGAGGAAGCCAAUCAGAACCCCCUUGAAGGAGUCCCUCCCAAGUACCACCAAUACGCCAAGGUAUUUGGGGAGGAGGAAUUCAACAAGCUUCCCCUGCACCGGCAUUAUGACAUUGGGAUUGAACUGACAGAAGAAGGUCCCUUGAACUCUCCGCUAUAUAGCAUGACUGACACCGAAUCCACCACGCUCAAAGAUUGGCUCAGGGAUGAACUCAAGGCAGGCAAGAUCCGCCCCAGUAAAUCUUCUAUCAGCUCCCCUGUAAUGUUUGUACCCAAAAAGGACGGGUCCUGCCGUCUAGUUGUUGAUUAUUGCCGCCUUAACAACCGCACCAAAAAGAACGUCUACCCGCUUCCUUGCCCAGACAACCUCAUGGCCCAGCUCCGUGGCGCCAAGGUCUUCACCAAGCUGGACUUACGUUGGGGUUACAACAAUUACGGCCUCUACAAAUCCCUGGUUAUGACCUUUAGUUUAACAAACGCACCUGCCGCUUUCCAGCAUUUUAUGAACAAGCUAUUCAAGGAUUUACUGGAUGUAUGCAUCAUUAUCUACCUUGAUGAUAUCCUGAUAUACUCCAAGGAUGACGCAUUGCAUACACAACACGUUCAUGAGGUUCUGAGGCAACUAAUGGAAAAUCAACUGUUCUGCAAGGCAUCCAAGUGCACGUUCCACGUCACCUCUGUGGAAUACCUAGGGAUCAUUGUCUCAGAUAAGGGUUUUAGCCUGGAUAAGCUCAAAAUCCAGGCGGUACAAGAUUGGCCGGUACCUACUAAGGUUAAAGAAGUCCAAUUGUUUCUGGGAUUUGCCAACUUCCUUUGUUGUUUUGUUGCCAACUUUAGCCACAUGGCUAGGCCGUUACAUAACCUAGUAAAGAAGGACACACCAUGGAAGUGGGACACCAGGGAACAAGAAGCCUUCCAAGGGUUAAAAAAUGCCAUCACCAACGCCCUGGUCCUUUGUCACGCCGACCCCUCCAAACCUUAUUUCUUGGAAACAGACACCUCUGGUGCAGCCUUGGGAUCCAUACUCAGCCAACGCCAAGAAGACGGCUGCCUGCACCCGUUAGGUUUCUUAUUGGAGUCAUUCAAGGGGGCCAAGCAAAACUAUGACACGCACGACAAGGAGCUUCUAGCCAUCAUCCGCUCCUUCAAGUACUGGCGCAUCUUCCUGGAAGGAACACCACAACCAAUCACUGUGUUCACGGACCAUCAUAACCUGGAAUAUUGGAAAGAAUCCCGGACAUUCAAUUGUUGCCAUGCACAAUGGCACCUGCUACUAGCCGGGUACAAUUUCCAGAUAAUCUACUGCCCAGGGAAACAGUCAGGAAAACCUGAUGCCCUCUCACGACGUGCUGAUCAUGCUGACAUUCCACCUGCGGAUCAAACCAUGCUCCCAGACCCCGUAUUUGCCAACAUUGCCCUAGUAACUCCCAAAAAAGAGCUACAAUGCCAGAUCAAGGCUUCUCUAGACCAGGAUGAAUCCUUGGAAGAAAUCUUACAGUUCCUACAAAAUGAGUCCAAGGCACCACCCUCCAUUAAACGCGCAUUCAAGGAUUAUGAAAUGGAGGCUGGCCUAUUGUUUUACCAAGGACGGAUUGUAGUACCGGACGUAGGAACCUUGAGGACGGAUUUGCUCAGAAUCUUCCACAAUAGCCCAUUGGCGGGCCAUCCAGGCAGACAGAGGACUCUAGAGUUAGUCUCCAGGACUUACUACUGGCCUGGCAUCCGUGCCAACACAUACUGGCACGUCGACUCAUGUGAAAUCUGCCAACGGAUUUGGAAACCCAAGUACGCGUCAAUCCCACCUCAGCCUCUAGAACUCCCAUCACGCCCGUGGCAACAUGUGUCAUACAACAUGAUAGUAGACCUGCCCAAGGACGGGAAUUGUGACUCUAUCCUGGUCAUUGUGGAUAGUUUUACCAAAUACGUGAUCCUAGUAGAAUGUUCCAAGAAGCUCAAAGCCCCGGAGUUAGCAGAUCUAUUCCUACGUCAUGUAUGGAAACGCUACGGCAUGCCUGAGAAGACAAUAUCAGACUGUGGACGGGUUUUUAAUAACAAAUUCCUGAAGGCCCUGUACCAACGCCUGGGAAUAGACCCCCACUUCUCUUUGGCCUACCAUCCUCAAAGCGACAGGCAAAUAGAACGUGUGAAUCCCACGGUUGAACACUUUUUACAGGCAUACUCAGGGGUAAACCAGAAAGACUGGGUCAAGUGGUUACCAAUGGCAGAAUUUGCCUACAACAACGCAGUACACAGUUCAACAGGCAAAUCCCCCUUUAAGGCACUAUACGGCUGGGAACCUUCCUUGACUCCAAGUAAUGUCCCAACAGACGUCCCCGAGGCAGACAAUCUAGCAACUCAGAUGGAAGAACAAUGGCGGGAAAUAGAGGCAGCACUCUGGCAAUCAAAGACACGCAUGGUGGCCGGAGAAGUAGGAGAACCAAUUGAGUUCAAAAUUGGGGAGGAAGCCUGGCUAGACGCCAAAAACGUGAAGCUGAAGACCCUUAGUCCAAAGCUAACCAAACAACGCCUAGGCCCCUUCAAAGUAACCAAGAAAAUCUCCAACAGAGCAUACCGCCUGGAACUCCCGCCCACAAUGAGAAUCCACAACGUUUUCUACAUGGGUCUUCUGUCAAAAGUCAAAAGGGACAAAAAGCGCAACUUUGAGAACCGGCCACCACCUGUCACCAUGGAUGGAGAAGAAGAAUACAAAGUUGAAGGGAUCACAGACAUGGAAGAAAGGAACGGGAAGUGGUUUUUUAGGGUAAAAUGGAAAGGCUACAGAUCAGAAGAGAAUACCUGGGAACCAAGGGAGAACCUCAAAAACGCCAAAAAAAUCCUAGAAAAAUUUGAAAAGGAAAUGAAAAGGAAGGCCCUUGGCGUUGCCAAGGCCCUUAGAGGGGGGGCAGUGUUGUAG